Anguilla anguilla (European eel) is the source of this 1411-nucleotide messenger RNA. RefSeq names its product CDC28 protein kinase regulatory subunit 2 (gene cks2). Gene Ontology annotation, cellular component: cyclin-dependent protein kinase holoenzyme complex; SCF ubiquitin ligase complex. Gene Ontology annotation, biological process: regulation of mitotic cell cycle. Bases 142 to 372 code for a protein of 76 amino acids. Gene Ontology annotation, molecular function: protein kinase binding; ubiquitin binding; cyclin-dependent protein serine/threonine kinase activator activity. NCBI's taxonomy places the organism in Eukaryota, Metazoa, Chordata, Actinopteri, Anguilliformes, Anguillidae. The record is from RefSeq and is a predicted model, not a curated record. The transcript is spliced from 3 exons.
UUUAAAUUCUCGACUGCUGCUGCGUUGAAACAGUCGGAAGGGGCAAGAGAGAAAAAUACAGGAAAGGAGACCGCUAAAAGCCGACGUUAUUAUUUUACAAACAAUUACUGCGCUAACUUGUGACAUACUUGAAAAGAUAAAAUGUCGAAAAAGCAAAUUUAUUACUCUGACAAAUACACAGAUGAAGAAUAUGAGUACAGACACGUCAUGCUCCCAAAGCAGUUGUCCAAACUGGUACCCACCUCUCACCUGAUGUCGGAGGAGGAGUGGAGAGGGCUCGGGGUACAGCAGAGUCAGGGGUGGAUCCACUACAUGAUCCACAAGCCAGAACCGCAUAUACUGCUGUUCCGAAGGCCCCUCCCCAAGGAGUGAGAACUAAACUGAAGACUCAGGACAAACAAAAAAAAAAACAAAACGAAACAGUCUCAACAGAACUGCACUUGUGUACAGGCCAUGUGUGGUUGUGCGUGUUUGACUCAUGCAACGUUUGCUCAUUACUCCUAGUCCUCUUUAAAUCUUACCACGUUUCUAUUUAUAAUGAAUGCAUUAUAUAGAGGCAGCCUUGGGUCAAAACGAAAGAUGCACAAUGCACCCCUGCCCCCCCCCUUUUUCCCCAAGAAGGCUUAUAUGGCCCACAGUCUGGAAGUAAGAAACAACAAAAGUCUUUCAUUGGCCAUGCAAAAUACAAUUUUAUCUUAGAAAUGUAUAUUUUGGUGCAAAAUAUGAUGCUUGGAGUAAUUGUAGUAUUGAACGGACUUAUGUGAAAAUGUUCAAGACUCCAAAAACUCUUGGACCCUGUUUGAACAAUAAGACAUUUGGUCAUUUGGCUGCUAUGAAGAAUGUUUUGACUGGUGGAAAUUGCUGGUGUAUGUGUUAAUUAUUUUGUUUGCCAUUGCUGUUGUUACUAGGCCAGUGCAUAUAUACCUGAUAUUUCUGCUUAAAGACUGUACUGAAGUUCAUAUAUGGUAGAUGUUCAUAGUUCAGUGUUUGUUUCCAACGUUUUACAUGCUGUAAACGGAAUGCCUCGUUUUAGUCUUCUUUAGAUGAAGAUUAAAAAAAAAAAUCGCUAAAGCCGAUUUCCACGGAAUUUAAGUCACCAUGACAAUGUAUUAAAGUUUAUCAGCCAUCAUUACGUGCUUGAUGUACGCUUUCAAGUCACAUGAACGAAUGAUUAAAAUGAUGCAGCUAUGUACGGUCUCAAAAGGCAAAAUUCUGCCAUGUGCUCUUAUAUGUCCAAAAUGUGCUGUUCUGUUCCCAUGAAUUAGUCUGACAGUAGGUUUCCAGCUCAGCUGAGUGAAAUAUGUACUUACUACUAGAGUGCAUGCGUGUGUGAACAGGCAGGUAACAGAUCAAAUGGACAGGGACUGUCUGGCUUCUCCUGCUAAAUUAAAACUUGUACACCUCUGAAUCC